Ixodes scapularis (black-legged tick) is the source of this 1278-nucleotide messenger RNA. RefSeq lists its product as uncharacterized. Bases 1 to 1155 code for a protein of 384 amino acids. The transcript has a single exon. NCBI's taxonomy places the organism in Eukaryota, Metazoa, Arthropoda, Arachnida, Ixodida, Ixodidae. The record is from RefSeq and is a predicted model, not a curated record.
AUGAAAGGACCAACACCUCUCAUGAACCUGCCAGGGUUUGACCUUGUUUGGGGCGUAAACCCUGAUUACAUGCAUUGUGUUUUGGAGGGCGUUGCUAAAGAGCUGUGCGAGUUGUGGAUUACUUCUACAGGGUCAGAGUUUUAUGUUGGGGCCCCAUCAACACUGGCGAAACUCGACAGGCGCCUCUUGCAGAUCAAACCCCCCCAAUGGUUCACCAGGCUGCCCCGAUCAUUGCUUGAUAGGCAGUACUGGAAAGCUAGCGAGUGGAGAGGAUGGCUUCUCCACUAUGCAGUCCCUUGCUUGACGGGAAUUUUGCCACAGAGGUACCUGGACCACCUCUGCCUGCUGGUGAAUUCGGUCUACCUCCUUCUAAAGGACACUGUGGUGAACCGGGACAUUGCGACGGCCUCUGAUCAGCUGACAGAGUUUGUUGUAGUCGUGCAAUCACUUUAUGGUGCACAAGCAAUGACAUUCAAUGUGCAUCAACUGCUACAUUUGGCAAAGAGUGUGCAGAAGCUUGGACCAUUGUGGUCACACUCAACCUUUAUUUUUGAGUCUGGGAAUGGGCAGCUUUUGAAGCUUGUUAGUGGCAGCAAUGGUGUUCCGCUGCAAAUUCUGGAACGUUUCGUCAUGCAACAACACCUCAAGAAGAUCAUGAGCACGGUAGAGCUGAAGCAGGAGACAGUUGCAUUUUGUGCAGCAAUGGCCCCGCCUCAAAGGGACAUGUCCACACACACUCUAGGAAGUGGUAGGCUGUACACAGCCUUCAGUGAAAGUGAGCAGGCUGCUCUAGGGGACAAGCUGGGCCACAUUCCUACUACAGCUGUAGAGUACCAGCGUAUUUCUAUUCGGGGGCACCAGUACCACUCGGCUUCAUACAAGCGCCCCAAGAAGACGAACAACUCUGUCUUUGCAGCUAGCAAUGGCCACCACUAUGUACUAAACAAGAUCUGGGAGGUGGACAGUGGCCAACAAUUGUUAUGUUGCUCUCCGCUUUCCUGCCGUAGGGAUCCGAGGGUAGACCACCUCUUCAGUGCAGCACGCAGGCCUUCCCGCAUAAAGGUUCUCGAAACAAGCCAGGUGACUCGACUGUGCGUGUCAAUGGUCCAUGCCCACUGUUUGUCUAGCAUCCCUAAUAUGUUUGAGCGAGACUAGAUGCGGGGGGAAGUCUUCAUUUGAUGUAGUUUGGUCACUACUAUCGUAAAGUUCUGAAAGAAUGCCCACCCAAAAUGAAGAUACAAAUGGUGAAAAACAUGGGGUGGGCUAUCUUUGGGGAAU